Messenger RNA from Danaus chrysippus (African queen), 1350 nucleotides. NCBI's taxonomy places the organism in Eukaryota, Metazoa, Arthropoda, Insecta, Lepidoptera, Nymphalidae. The record is from the annotation of a GenBank genome assembly.
AUGAGGGAGUGCAUCUCGGUGCACGUGGGGCAAGCGGGCGUCCAGAUGGGAGUGGCGUGCUGGCAGCUGUACUGCCUGGAGCAUGGCAUCAGACCUGACGGGACCCUGCCCGGCUGUGACAGCGACGUAGCAGACUCCUGCUUCAACACAUUCUUCUCUGAAGCAGACCGAGGAAAGAUGGUGCCCAGGGUCGUGAUGGUAGAUCUAGAAGCUACUGUUAUAGACGAGGUGCGUACGGGUGAGUAUCGUCAGUUGUAUCACCCUGAGCAGCUAAUCACGGGCAAGGAGGACGCUGCCAACAACUACGCGCGGGGACACUACUCGACCGGCCGCGAGGUGCUGGGACCGGUGAUGGAACGAGUGAGGAAGCUGGCAGACCAGUGCACCGGCCUGCAGGGUUUCUUCGUGUUCCACUCGUUCGGAGGAGGGACAGGUUCUGGCUUCACGUCUCUUUUGAUGGAAAAGUUGUCGGACGAAUUCGGUAAAAAGAGCAAACUGGAGUUCGCGAUAUACCCGGCGCCUCAAGUGUCGACGGCGGUGGUGGAGCCCUACAACGCUGUGUUGACGACCCACGCUACCAUCAGCCACUCGGACUGCGCCUUCAUGGUUGAUAAUGAGGCGAUAUACGACAUCUGUAGGAGACGGCUGUCUAUAGAGAGACCGUCGUACGCGAAUCUGAAUAGGCUUAUAUCACAGGUGGUGUCUUCCAUCACGGCGUCGCUCCGGUUCGACGGAGCCUUGAACGUGGACCUGACGGAGUUCCAGACGAACCUGGUGCCCUACCCCCGGAUACACUUCCCGCUCGCUGCCUACGCACCAGUCGUGUCUGCUGACAAGGCGUACCAUGAAGGCAUGUCAGUGUCUGAGAUCACGGCGGAGCUGUUCGAACCUCAGAACCAGAUGGUGAAGUGUGACCCUCGCGAGGGGAAGUAUAUGGCGUGCUGCUUGCUGUACCGAGGGGACGUGGUGCCCAAGGAUGUGAACGCGGCUAUAGCGGCCAUGAAGGGGCGAGCGGGGAUACGCUUCGUGGACUGGUGUCCCACUGGCUUUAAGGUGGGUAUAAACUACCAGCCGCCGUCGGUGGUGGCUGGCGGUGACUUGGCGCAGGUGAAGCGCGCCGCCUCUAUGCUCAGUAACACGACGGCCAUCGCGGAGGCGUGGGGGAAACUUGACCACAAGUUCGACCUCAUGUACUCGAAGCGGGCGUUUGUCCAUUGGUACGUGGGCGAGGGUAUGGAGGAGGGGGAGUUCACGGACGCUAGGGAGGACCUCGCGGCGCUCGAGAGAGACUAUGACGAGGUGGCCAUAGAGACGUCAGACAUGGCGCCCGGCUGCGAGGACGCGUUAUGA